This is a messenger RNA of Zingiber officinale, 1700 nucleotides long. Its product is annotated as patatin-like protein 3. The record is from RefSeq and is a predicted model, not a curated record. Bases 197 to 1474 code for a protein of 425 amino acids. NCBI's taxonomy places the organism in Eukaryota, Viridiplantae, Streptophyta, Magnoliopsida, Zingiberales, Zingiberaceae. Gene Ontology annotation, biological process: lipid metabolic process. The transcript has 3 exons.
CGUAAAUCAUCCGUCCGACCGUCCAUCACGAUUCGCAUCCUUCGGCUCCCGUCGCCUCGCUCGCUGCCUCGCGGCACGAGAGUGUGCUCACUUGUGCGGCCUCGACGGCUUUAUUUAGAGCUCGAAGCCGCGGGUGUUCGCCGUCUUCCUCCACUGCCCCGGCGGCCAGCGGUCAGCCACCGCUCCUCCGUCUGCAAUGGCCGUGGACGUAGACAGGCUGAGCUACGAGAUAUUCUCUAUCCUCGAGAGCAAGUUCCUCUUCGGCUACGACGACUCUUCCCAACCUUCCCUCCUCUCCUCUGCUUCCCCAGCUGGAUCCCUUCCCCUCGCAGCUGGGCCCGGAGGUAGGGUCUGCAUUCUAUCCAUCGACGGCGGUGGACGCCCCUCCGACGCGCUACUUUCCGCCGCCUCCCUCGCCCGCCUGGAGUCCUACCUUCAACGCCGUUCCGGCAAUCCUUCCGCUCGUGUCGCCGAUUUCUUCGACGUCGCCGCCGGAUCGGGCGCAGGAGGCGUCCUCGCCGCAAUGCUUUUCUCCAGGGGCCCCGAUGGCCGGCCUCUCUUCGCCGCCGACGAGGCGCUACGGCUCCUCGCGACCUGGAGUCGCCGCUCGUCGUUCGGAUCCGGCCAAGGGGGGAGCGUGCUUGAGCGGCUGCUCCAGCGGAGACCUUGGCGGAGGCUCCGGCGGGUGUUCGGCGACGCGACGCUGAGGGACACCGUAAAGCCGGUGCUCAUCCCGUGCUACGACCUCGCCACCGGUGCCGCCUUCCUCUUCUCCAGGGCCGACGCGAUGGAGGCGGACGGCUACGACUUCCGCAUCCGGGAGGUCUGCGCCGCCACGUGCGCGGACCCGGCGUCCUCCGCGGUGUACAUUCGCUCCACCGAUGGGCGCACGCGGAUCGCGGCCGUCGGAGGCGGCGUCGCGAUGGGGAACCCGGCCGCGUCGGCCAUCACGCACGUGCUCAACAACAAACAGGAGUUCCCCUUCGCCGUCGGGGUGGACGAUCUCAUAGUUCUUUCCUUAGGAACCAACUUCUCCGCCCCUCAGAAGCCACCUAAGCGGCCGGCGAAACCGACGGCCGAGCUCGUGAGGAUCGCCGUCGACGGCACCGCCGACAUGGUGGACCAAGCAAUUGCAAUGGCAUUUGAACAGAACCGAAUGAAUAAUUACGUACGGAUUCAGGACAUCGGGUUUGGGUCGAGCAAUUCUGUUCCAAAAACAAGCGAUCUUAAAUGUUUGAUGCAUCGUUUAGAGGAGAAGUUGUCGCAGAGGAACGUCGAAUCGUUGUUGUUCCGAGGGAAGAAGGUGUCGGAGCAAACAAACUGUGAGAAGCUGGAGUGGUUCGCCGGCGAGCUGAUCAAGGAGGACGAGAAGAGGAAGAAGAGCUUGGUUCCUGUAGUUAUGCUGAAGCAGCAGGUCAUAACGCCGAGCACUUCCUCCGUCGUCACGGCCACGUCAAGGUCGUCAGCUUCCUGAUCACCGCCGUUGAAAGCACCUUAGAACUUAGACGGUUUAGGGGAAUAAGGGAGCAAGCACUGCUGCUCGUGUGCAAUUUCUCUGGCACAUUUGGGGUUUUCUAAGGUAGGUCAGCUCAAGCUUUCCGGUUGAAUUACACUUGAACGUCACCACCAUAUUUGACAUCUUGUUUCAUUUCGGACUUGAUGGUAGUAAUCAACCUCUGGCUCUCAGUCUUUCUUUAACA